AUGGACCAUAAUUUAACGGUGUUAUUUGUGCCGAUCGACGCCGUGGGUCACGUCAACGCAUGCGUUGGUAUCGCCGAAGUGCUCAUACAAGCGGGACAUCGGGUAGUGUUUGUGGUGAGCGACCAAUGGAGGGGUCGGCUCACAAAAUACGGCAUCCAAGAGAUACUGCUUACCGAAGAGGGUCGGGACGGGUCGGUAGAUCCGGGCCGGGAAUGGGCCGAACGAUUUGUGUCUGAUGGAGUAAUUAAAAAAGGGGCAACAGCGUUGGACAAUAUGAUCAAUGUAAUGCAAAACACGAUGCCUUAUUUAUUUGAACGACAAGUAUUAUUGGACAAAAAGUUGGAAAGUCUACUACCGACAAUUAAGCCGGAUGUGAUGUUUUUGGAUCAACUAAUAGAGUUACCGUCGGUGCUCAAGUCGAAAAUACCUUGGGUGUUGGUCAACAGUUGCAAUCCGCUAUAUCAUUUUUACAGCGAUGAAUUACCACCAGCAAUCUCAGACAAUAUGUGGGGCGAGGGGUCUGUCCCACAGAUACAAGUCUUACCGUUAGUUGAUUUGGUCAUAACCCACGGCGGGAACAAUACUGUCACCGAAACCAUGUAUUUCGGUAAACCUAUGAUUGUUUUGCCACUUCUCGGCGAUCAAUGGGAUAACGCACAGAGAGUUGAGGACAAGGGGUUUGGUAUACGACUCGAUGCCUACAAGUGCUCCGAAGAGGAGUUAUUGAAUGCAAUCCAAAGUCUAUUAAAUAAUAAGGAAUUGAAUGAAAUGUUGUUGAAAAUAUCACAAAGAAUACAAUUGGAUAAUAGUAUCGCAAGUCUUCCCGAAAUGAUUGAGAAACUUGUGGCCAAAAUGGAUAUUAAUAAUAAUUAA
Molecule: messenger RNA, 873 nt
Organism: Medioppia subpectinata
Lineage: Eukaryota; Metazoa; Arthropoda; Arachnida; Sarcoptiformes; Oppiidae
Source: the annotation of a GenBank genome assembly